CGGACAGCCGACACACGGAGAGGGAGAGGGGCUGAUGCGGAGGAGGACCGAGAGGAGGACCGACACGGACACGGAGGAGGACACGGAGGAGGACCGACACGCGACGCCGCUGGAGGGACGACAUCCUGCGCUCGGUGGGGACAAAGAAAAGGAGUCUACGCUGAGAGAGAAGAGGAAGAACACAGCAAAGCACACGGCGGACUGCAGAAUCUGAGAGCAUCAUCCUCCACUGCCCAGCCUUCAUAAACUAUGUCAGGGCCUGAAACAAGAGACCCAGCCACAGCUCUCUGGAGGGUCCCAGAGGAGCUUUUGGGGAACUUCGACUUGGAGGAUAAGAUUGCCGCGGUGACGGAGGUGAUGGGGAACAAGAACGCCAUCCCGCCGAAAGGUCCCGACACUGGGACAACGCAGAGAGAGGAAGGGGUGUGCAUCGACAGUGCCUCAGGAAGUGUCUCCAGAGAUGGACUGCCGGGCCCCAGCCCAGAGCUGCUGGCCUCCCUGCAGUCCCUCAGAGAAAACAGUGACUACACAAUGCUGCCACACUCCCUGCACCAGAUCGCAGAGGCCUACUCGCUCAAAGAGGACUACCAGUGGGCCAUCCAGUUCCUGCAGCUGGAGAAGCUCUACCACGAACGCCUGCUCUCCAACCUCGCCGCUCUGCAGGCGAACUGGGAGAGCCAGUGGAGAGAGAAGAAGAACGAUGGAAGCAUUUCGCCCGCAGAGACGGACGGCAUCGGUCAGAAACACAUCGAGACACUGAGCCAGAUCUGCAGGACACACCUCCGACCAUCCAUCAGUGUGGAGCAGGACACAAUGAAUUCAACACUAAAAGACAUUCAGAGCGAGAAAGAGACGCUACAACCCUGUCGCGAUGAAGUUAACGAGACUGAAACAACACACCAGGAUGAAGAACAAAAGCAAAGUGUGGACCCCGAGCUUCCCACACCACAGACAUGCCAUCAGGAGGGAGGUGAGGAGGAGGAGGAGGAGGAGGAGGAAAGAGAAGAAGAAGAAGAAGAAGAGACAUGUGAGGAAGGACAGGAAGUAGAGGAGGAGGAGGAGCCGUGCGAGGAGACGCCAGAGGAGGAGGUGAAGGUGGAGUGGCCAACAGGAGUCCCCCAGGCUUCAGACAAGGACCUGGACAAGCUGUCUCACACAGAGGGGAGAUCCUCACCUGACGGUCUGGUCUCCAUUCUGAAGAAGAGGAGAGCAUCGCUGGAUGGAUUGCCUCCCCCUAGCGACAUAGUCACUAAACAGAGCUCCAAACGCAAAGUUCGCUUCAGUGAGCCGGAGGAAGGCAUUGAGCAAGAUGAGAUGGGUGGAGAUUCCUGCCUGAUCCUGCUGCUGCUGUGCCUGGUUACCGUGGUGAUCAGCAUAGGCGGGACGGCCCUCUACUGCACGCUGGUGGACACUUACUCCAACAUUUGCACCGACUUCACUCACAACGUCGACUUUUACGUCAUGAACGUGCGGAGGUUCUUCGAAGGGCUCGCCCACUGGCUGCCCCUCCGGACGUAGGACCCCGUUUCAUCUGCAUUCCGGAUCGGGAUGUUUUCAGAACUGUGCUGCAGUGGACAGAGACUCCCACCUCCACAUCGACCUGGACAGGCGUGGGAUCCACAUGCAUUAAUCUGCCGCUGCCAUCCGGAGUGUUUAGAGCGUUGAUUUCUUCUGCAGUGACUGGAGCGUGGACCCUUUGGCUCAGAUUUACGUCUAACUGGUGCUCAAUGCAACCACCAACAGUCAAAAACGGUCGCCGCGUGCAUGUUGCGGGAUCAGAACCUCCCGGAGGUUCACUACUGUUUAUGUGGAUAUUUACACCAGAUACACAAGAGGGCUCACGACUCUCAACGAUAUUUCUAUUUUAACAGAAGAAGUAGUUCAUCCGUUUCUCUUACGUCUGUAGCCGUCGUAGCUUUGUCUUUUGUUCCUCAAGCUUUCUUGUUCAGUCUUUGGAAAUCAUUAGGAUUGAACGUGUGUUUGUUUUUUUGGAACGAUAAAUGGGCCAAAGGAUGAUGUUUUCUUUCUAGUUUCUGUUACCGCUGUCUUUUCUCCGUUAAAUGGAUAUAUUGUAGGGCUGUACACCUUUAUCAGACACAUUACACAACAACAUCUAAGAUGGAUGUUAUUUUGAAAAACCCUGAUUCCAAAGGAGCCUUUUAUGAUCCUGUCACUGAAAAGUGUCAACGUGCGCGUUCACCUCAAUACAAGUGGUUGCUCUUAACAUUCCUCUCAUCACCUAUGUAUACAACUAACUCAAAGAGAAACACUGUACUGGGUAUGAUUCUGGUAAAUGCACAAAGUGCCCUAUUAAAUGCAGCAUCCCAAAACAGACUGCAUGAUGCUCUAUGUGUGCAUUCAGGGAGAGUGUGGCUCUGGGAAUAUCAGGUCUACCGACUGAUAACACAACACACUGCAGUGUCGUCAUGACGAUUAUCAGGAUGCAAUAUAGUCAUUUAACUCCACAGACUCAGGCACUGUCCCUGUGUUUUCAUGUCCUCGUGAUCACAUACAGGUGGUUUAAGAAGAGAAGUAUAUUAUUCUAUAUCUUCAUGUCUAUCUUCACUCUGCAUUGGGCGUGUGGGAAUACCCAGUGGACAUGGCUCAAAGGCUGAGCUCUGUGGACCAACAGCCGUGUUUCCCGUCUGACACAAGGGACACAACAUAAAAACACGGCUGGCAACACUGAAUCCUUUUGUAAAAAACACAAAUCUAAAUUGCAUGUUUUUUUAUUGAUGUUUUUACUGAUUUCAACACAAUUCUUUUCUUAUCUCUCCUUCUAAACUCCCAAUUGUAUGCAAAGUGAUGAAUAUUACUUCUGUAUUGAUCUCAGUGGAUGUUGCAUUAUGCAAUCCACCUUAAGACUAUAUGUUUCUAUAUUUAUGUUCAGUUGUGUCCACAAGGGGAAUACAAACAAAAUGGAAAGG
Molecule: messenger RNA, 2927 nt
Organism: Cyclopterus lumpus (lumpfish)
Lineage: Eukaryota; Metazoa; Chordata; Actinopteri; Perciformes; Cyclopteridae
Gene: cnstb
Product: consortin, connexin sorting protein b
Exons: 12
Coding region: 250-1518 (422 amino acids)
Biological process (GO): positive regulation of Golgi to plasma membrane protein transport
Cellular component (GO): plasma membrane; transport vesicle; trans-Golgi network
Molecular function (GO): connexin binding
Source: RefSeq, a predicted model, not a curated record